AUGGUAAAGAACCUCAAGAAUAAACAUAGAUUAGAUCUGUUGGGCUUGAUUGAGACUAAACGGGAGAUAGUGACGAGAUAUGAUGUGGCAAGAAUAUGGGGGCAGGAUAGUGCGGGUUGGGAAUAUGUAGGAUCUGAAGGUGCAGCAGGUGGAAUUCUAUUAAUAUGGGAUGAAUCAGUGUUUAAAUCGAAUAAUUGCUAUAAAGGGGAGAGAUGGCUAUGUGUUGAAGGGGUCCUGGUGAAGAGUAGUUUCAACUGUGCGUUUUUCUUGGUAUAUGGUGCACAUGACAGGGAUGCGAAGUUGAAGGUGUGGGAAGAGCUGAGCUAUAUAGCUGGGUUAUGCCAGGUGCCGAGUUGUUAUAUGGGAGAUUUUAAUGAAAUAGUAAAUGUGGAGGAGCGACAAGAAGCAGAUGGGUUAUCUCGGUUUGCGGAAGAAUUCAAGGAUUGGAUACAAGAUAUGGAGUUAGUGGACUUGCUGCUCAAUGAUCGUAUGUUCACAUGGUUUUGGGGACGAUCUUGUAGUCGUAUUGAUAGAGCUCUGGUUAGCCUGGAGUGGUUAGAGCAGUUUCCGGAGACGCGGAUACAAGAUGGACCGAGGGGAUUGUCAGAUCAUUGUCCUAUUAUAUUAGAAGACAAAAAACAAAGGGGAGGUCCAAGGCCAUUCAGAAGCUUAGAUUCCUGGUUUACACAUGAAGGGUUCCUCAGAAUGGUGAAAGAGGAGUGGAGAGGAUUGGGGCAGAUUCAGUUCACAGAUAAAUUGAAGGCGUUGACAGUCCCGUUGGGGAGAUGGCAUAAGGCCAAUUUUAGUGAUAUGGACAAGAAGAUUACGACCUUUGAGGAAGAAAUUAAGAAGAUAGAUGAUAUGGUGAGCAGUGGAGUGUAUGACGGUACGAUGGAGGCUAGACGAAAAGGAGAGUCUCCUAUGAUGGGAUUUAGGGAUGAUCUGGUGAGGAGGAUAGGUCAGGAUGAUGCGAAAAAGUUGGAAAUGAUGCCGUCUGCUGAUGAGAUAAGGGAGGCUGUGUGGGACUGUGGGACUGUGAGUCUUCUAAGGCACCUGGCUGUGACGGGUACAACAUGA
This is a messenger RNA of Arachis ipaensis, 1077 nucleotides long. RefSeq lists its product as uncharacterized. The record is from RefSeq and is a predicted model, not a curated record. Gene Ontology annotation, molecular function: catalytic activity. NCBI's taxonomy places the organism in Eukaryota, Viridiplantae, Streptophyta, Magnoliopsida, Fabales, Fabaceae.